Penicillium canariense is the source of this 930-nucleotide messenger RNA. RefSeq names its product SDR family oxidoreductase. The transcript has a single exon. The record is from RefSeq and is a predicted model, not a curated record. Lineage: Eukaryota; Fungi; Ascomycota; Eurotiomycetes; Eurotiales; Aspergillaceae. Bases 1 to 930 code for a protein of 309 amino acids.
AUGCGCAUCUUUGUCACUGGGGCUACUGGUUUCAUCGGCCAAGCUGUUGUACAAGAACUUCUUAAUGCCGGCCACGCGGUCGUCGGUCUGGCGCGCUCCGAUGCGUCGGCAGCUGCUUUGCAAGCCAAGGGAGUCGAUGUGAUACGCGGCUCCAUCGAGGACAUCGAUGUCCUGCAGCAAGGAGCGGCUGAGUCGGAUGGUAUCAUCAACCUUGCUUUCAAUCACGACUUCACUCAAUUUGCGGAGAGCGUCAAGGUUGAACAUGCAGCUAUCAUGGCAAUGGGCGAUGUGCUGGCGGGAUCCAAUCGCCCUUUGGUGCUGGCAUCUGGCACAUUGAUGCUCCCCAAGGGUGAGCUGGCCACAGAGGACUCGAUCGCCGACCUCACUUCCCCAAUGAAUGUCCGUGCCUCCACCGAGCAGGAGGUAGCCACCCUUGCGUCCCGAGGUGUGCGCGCAUCUGCUAUUCGCCUCUCGCCUACAGUUCACGAUGACAAUGAUCACGGCUUCAUCCAUUGGAUAACUAAGAUUGCACGUACAAAGGGCGCAUCGAUCUAUAUUGGCGAGGGGCUCAACCGAUGGCCUGCUGUUCAUCGCAGUGAUGCCGCGCGUCUCUUCCGCCUGGCCUUGGAAAAGGGCACUGCAGGCGCGAAGUACCACGCUGUUGCUGAGGAGGGGGUCGCGAUGAAGGACAUUGCAGAAGCCAUCGGUAGAGCUGCUAGCAUACCGACCGUGUCAAAGACGUUUGAGGAGGCCUCGGAGCAUUUCAGUGGUGGUUUCAUAGUUUUCCCUGUCAGCGCCGACAACCCAUCGUCCAGCAAGAAGACGCAGAAGGAGCUCGGAUGGGCUCCUACUGGGCCGACGUUGCUCAAUGAUAUUGAAGCUGGGCUUUAUACUCAGGAUGAUGGAAACCCCGCUAUCGUUGCUUUUUGA